This is a messenger RNA of Anopheles marshallii, 948 nucleotides long. Its product is annotated as inositol polyphosphate multikinase-like. The transcript is spliced from 2 exons. NCBI's taxonomy places the organism in Eukaryota, Metazoa, Arthropoda, Insecta, Diptera, Culicidae. Gene Ontology annotation, cellular component: cytoplasm; nucleus. The record is from RefSeq and is a predicted model, not a curated record. Gene Ontology annotation, biological process: inositol phosphate biosynthetic process. Bases 1 to 948 code for a protein of 315 amino acids. Gene Ontology annotation, molecular function: inositol-1,4,5-trisphosphate 3-kinase activity; inositol tetrakisphosphate kinase activity.
AUGUCGGAGUGGGAAACCAUUCCGUCCGAUCUGCCGGCCGGAGUGUUGCAGCUAGAGAACCAGGUGGCCGGACAUACCGCAGCCCAGGGUUGCCUUGGUCUGCUGAAAACCCCCAGCAAUGGAACGAUCCUCAAGCCAACCGGGAAAGUACUGUGUGGAGUACGCGAGAUAGCUUUCUACGAGCGUUUGGAAAAGGCACGGCAACGGAAACACGACCAUGCGAACGCUGUUGACCAGCUGUGGGCGUUGUUGUGUCAGGUGGUGCCAAAGUAUUUCGGCCAUCCGAUGCUGACCAUCGACGGGAAGGAGGUGGAAUUCAUCCAGCUGGAAGAUUUAACGCAAGGGCUAGAGUGGCCUUGCAUCAUGGACGUGAAGAUUGGACGCCGUACAUGGGAUCCGCUGGCAACGCCGGAGAAACGCAAGGCGGAGGAGAACAAAUACAAAGCCUGCCGACAGCGCUUUGGGCUGUGCAUUCCCGGAUUUCAGCUGUACUCGGUGCGCGACCGCGGACUGCUGAUACGACACGGAAAGGAUUACGGCAAGAAGCUUACCGAGGACAACAUUCGUGACGCAUUCCUGCUGUACUUAAAUGCAACCGAGGAUGGGCGAGUUUCGCGAAUGCUGCUGGAACAGUUUUUGCACGAUUUGCGUCUGAUUCGCGACUGGGCACACAAGCAAACCAUGUACCGGCUGUACUCAAGCUCGGUACUGCUCGUAUACGAUGCGGCCCGACUGGACGAGCCGGACCGCAGCACGGAACAACAGAGAGAAAGUCUGACCAACUCAAACAGCACGCGGAACAGUGUGCGGGCACGGAUGAUUGACUUUGCGCACGCAUUUCCGACCGAAUCGUCCGAGGCGGACACCGUGGAUGAAAAUUACCUACAGGGAGUAGACAGUUUAGUCGAUAUAUUUGAGCAGUUUCUUGCCACUGGCCAGGUAAACUAA